Messenger RNA from Stegodyphus dumicola, 723 nucleotides. RefSeq names its product band 4.1-like protein 5. Gene Ontology annotation, cellular component: cytoskeleton. The record is from RefSeq and is a predicted model, not a curated record. NCBI's taxonomy places the organism in Eukaryota, Metazoa, Arthropoda, Arachnida, Araneae, Eresidae. Gene Ontology annotation, biological process: actomyosin structure organization.
CGAGUGCCGGAGGACUCUGUGUUGUGAGUGCUAUAAACAUAAAAUUUUAUGCAUGUGUAUUAUGAAGGGUUUUAAUUUUUCACAAACAUAUAGUGGAGCGGAGUUUUAAACAAUAAAACAGCAUGUUUCGCUUUUUUAGCAAACGGUUUGGAAAGUCUUCUCAGAAUAUUAAAAAGAGCCAGUGUGAUGAAAAUGCUAGAUACAGCAAAAAUAUAAUUCCGUGUAAAGUAAUUUUACUCGAUGGCUCUAUCCUCAGUGUGGAAGUAUCGAGGUUCCCAGAGUGGACAGGUUUGAAGACCACUAGUUGUGCAGCAUCAUCAGCAGAAGUGCUUCCUUCAAACUGUCACAAUUUCAUGCAGCACAGAAUGGCAUCCACAGCUUCUUUCAGACCGAAAAAUGCAAGAAGAAAGUCGCUCUUGUCAUCACAACUUGAAAGAACUCUCAUUUUUAAUUUUCUCGUGAGAGAUAUUAUCAACUUUAUUGCCUCUGCCUUGUCGGCGUGAAGUAGGGCACUUAACAUUAUCAGUAACAGCCCAAACGAAGUGUUUAUGCCCUCCCCCCUGCAAUGCUACAAGUGAAAUAAGCUUUCUUCAGUCAUAAUACUUAACUUUUUUGAAUUAGUUUUGUGUCAGUUGCUCUAAAAUGCUUUUGAAAUUCCAAUCCACUACUAGUAAAGAACCGAUGCGAUAUUGCCAUUUCGUUUUUAUGUGAUAUGCAUUACCA